CCAAAUCUGUAAGGUUAGGUUCCUAUGAUUUAUCCUCUCACGCAGAGCCCGAAUAACUGUGGCAGUCAAAAGUUAGAUUUGUACACAUAUAUAACUAUCUACUGAAACAAAACCACUUUUUGAAGUCUGAUCCCGUUAUUGUGAUGUAGGAGAUCUGAGACGACGGCUUGCUUCGGUGAACACGGCAACAUGAAAACAAAUCCUUUCUUGAAUGGAAGUAAGGAAGUUAAAAGAUAUUUUUUAAAACUGUGUAUACACAUACCGUAUACUACUCGAGGCUUUUCAGUAAAGAACCUGAAGUGGACGUGUCGAAACCUUGAAUUUAACUGCAGAGUUAAUUUUUGUGGAUUUUGAAAGUAAUAGUAUGGAGAACAUAACUAAGAUCUUAAAUGAGAGGUACGCCGAAAUUGUUCUCCCAAACACGGUGCUCCUGGCACUUGGGAUGACGGUGGGAGCCGUGGGGAACAUAGCCAUUAUUUCACUGUAUGUGUCCAAGAUACAGGAUAAAAAGGGGGACCGUUACUUUAUACCCGUCCUCGCUUUCAUUGAUUGCUUGGGUUGUGUUGCCAAUGGAUCUUUCUAUACUACAGAUAACGCCUUCCUCUUUUUGUAUCCAAGUGAAGUUCUUUGCCGUAUUUUGAUAUUCCUCUUAACUUUUGCAUCAGGAUUCUCUGCUCAUGUUCUUUUGGUCAUUGCCUUGCAGCGAUACCUUCUUAUUUGUCGACCAUUUGGCAAACAACUGACUUUGUACAAGAGGAGGAUAUCUUUGGUAAUAAUCACAGUGGCCUGUCUCGGGUAUGCUUGUCCACUGAUAGGUAUAGGCGGCAUUAGACACACCAAUUCCACAUUUCUAAACCAGACGUUUGAGAGCCACAUGUGUGUGCUAUCUGUAGAGACUUCUUUUGGGACACUGGUGUACUUUGGGACAAUGGCUUUGAUUACUGUGGCCAACAUAUUGGUAACAGCUGGGUUGUAUAUUCCAAUAACAAGAGCUAUUUACAGGACAUUUUCGUUCCACAAGAAAAAUGUUUAUAAAAACAACAAGGACAGAAGGAUCUCUGACAGCCAGAGUAGCAGCACUCAGAUCUCUCACAUAACAAUCGAGGAAACGAACAUCAAUCAACAGCAGAACAUAAGUAUACGUCAUCCGAAAGGUGAAAUACAGCAAAAAUCAUCAAAACAGGAGUGUAAAACAAUUCAUAGAACAAACACAGAAGCCAGGAAAGAGAAAGUAAAAGCAAAGAUAAACUUAAUGUUUCUGAUCAUUAUUUUGGUGUACAUACUGUCAUACAUUCCUACCCUGGCGAUUCUGAUAGCGACAUACACCCUAAGUGAUUUUACUUAUCUUGAACUGUCUACGGUGGGGAUUAAUUUGUGGCUCUUCUGUGCCCGGUUUUUGCUGCUCAAUCACGUGAUCAACCCGUUUAUAUAUGGGUAUUUUGACAUCAAGUUACGGACUGAAUUCGCAAAACUUUGUUGUGCUUUUGUGAAACGGAAAUUGGAUUAUUCUGUGGAUAGCCAAACAACUUAAUAAUUGUUUAAUAUGUACUUUUUUGGUUUCAGCAUUGCCCUAGAAAAGAAAUGCGACCAAUUAAACCAAAUGAAUGUCAGGUUGACUAAGCAUUGUAUGCAUUUACAUACUAAUCACCAUUACAAGCAAUAUUUGGUAUGAGAUUCAAAAGGUUCAUGACCAAUUUCAUGUAUUUUUAACACUGUUUUUAUGC
This is a messenger RNA of Saccostrea echinata, 1724 nucleotides long. Its product is annotated as cholecystokinin receptor type A-like. Bases 365 to 1531 code for a protein of 388 amino acids. Gene Ontology annotation, molecular function: G protein-coupled receptor activity. Gene Ontology annotation, biological process: G protein-coupled receptor signaling pathway. The record is from RefSeq and is a predicted model, not a curated record. The transcript has a single exon. Gene Ontology annotation, cellular component: membrane. Lineage: Eukaryota; Metazoa; Mollusca; Bivalvia; Ostreida; Ostreidae.